Messenger RNA from Cottoperca gobio, 6313 nucleotides. RefSeq names its product formin binding protein 1-like (gene fnbp1l). The record is from RefSeq and is a predicted model, not a curated record. Lineage: Eukaryota; Metazoa; Chordata; Actinopteri; Perciformes; Bovichtidae. Gene Ontology annotation, biological process: signal transduction. Gene Ontology annotation, molecular function: protein binding.
UCAGUUGGAUAGAGAGCAGCAGGAGAAGGAGGAGGAGGAGGAGGAGUGUGUUUGUCUGCAGACAGUCAGUCAGCAGAACCGGAGUCCCAGCGGCAGUUUAGGAGAGUCUGAGCGGGGAAUUCAGCGUCCAAUACGGGAGAACUCAGAAGGAGGAAUCCGCGAUGAGUUGGGGAACGGAACUCUGGGACCAGUUUGAUAAUCUGGACAAACACACUCAGUGGGGGAUUGACUUUCUUGAGCGCUAUUCAAAGUUUGUCAAGGAGAGGCUCGACAUAGAGCAAAACUAUGCCAAGCAGCUACGGAACUUGGUGAAGAAAUACUGUCCUAAACGCUCUAAAGAAGAGGAGCCGAGGUUCACUUCAUGUCUGUCUUUCUACUCCGUACUCAAUGAACUCAACGACUACGCUGGUCAGAGGGAGGUGGUGGCGGAGGAGAUGGCUCACAAGGUGUACGGAGAGCUGAUGAGGUACGGCCAAGACCUCAAAACUGAGAGGAAGCACCAUCUACAGGAGGGCAGGAAGGCCCAGCAGCAUUUGGAUCAUUGCUGGAAGCAGAUGGACAAUAGUAAAAGGAAGUUUGAGAGGGAGUGUAAAGAAGCAGAGAAAUCUCAGAUUACCUACGAUCGCUUAGAUAAUGACAUCAACGCCACUAAAUCGGAGGUGGAGAAGGCCAAAGCCCAGUUCUACCUGCGCACUCACAUGGCGGAUGAGAGUAAGAACGAGUACGCUGCUCAGCUGCAGAACUUCAACGCAGAGCAGUGGAAACAUUUCAACAACGCCAUACCACACAUCUUCAAGAAUCUGCAGGACAUGGACGAACGUCGCACGGUGAAGCUCGGAGAGACGUACCGGAGCUUUGCUGAGGCAGAGCGCAGAGUCAUUCCCAUCGUCUCCAAAUGUCUAGAAGGAAUGGUUUCUGCCGCCAAAGCUGUCGAUAUGAGAAGGGAUUCAGUCAUUGUCGUGGAGUCGUUUAAAUCGGGCUUCGAACCUCCAGUCGACUUCCCCUUUGAGGACUUCAGUCAGAAUCUAAGCAGAUCCGGUUCAGAUGGGACCAUCAGCAACACACCCAAAGGAGACCGAGACAAAGAUAGAGACGGGGCCCCGGGGCCACGACCCGACCCAAAACACCCUAUGAGCAGAACCAAGAACAAGCUGUGGCUGUUUGGGAAGAAACCAAAGGCCCCAUCUCUGGAGGAUUUCAGCCACUUACCCCCCGAGCAGAGGAGGAAGAGGCUGCAGCAGAGGAUCGACGAACUCAGCAAAGAGCUCCAGAAAGAGAUAGAUCAGAGAGAUGCCCUGAACAAGAUGAAGGAUGUGUACGAGAAGAAUCCACAGAUGGGAGACCCCAGCAGCCUGCAGCCCAAAAUAUCAGAGACCAUGUGUAACAUGGAGAAGCUGCGCUCGGAAAUCCACAAAAACGAGACUUGGUUAUCUGAGGUGGAGGGAAAGCAGAGCUCCAGAGGAGACAGAAGACACAGCGCUGACAACCACCACCACACUCCUCAAGGCAGAGAGAGUCCUGAGGGCAGUUACACAGAUGACACCAGUCAGGAGCAUCACACGCCUCACAAGCGCUCCACACCGCCAAAGCCCGGACAGCCCAACCCCGACCCGCACGAGUUUGAUGACGAAUUUGAUGACGACGACCCGCUGCCCGUCAUCGGACACUGUAAAGCACUCUACUCCUUCGAUGGUCAGAACGAGGGGACACUGGUGAUGGCAGGAGACGAGGUGUUGUACAUCAUCGAGGAGGAUAAAGGCGACGGCUGGACGAGGGCGAGGAAGCAGAGCGGAGAGGAGGGCUACGUUCCCACCUCCUACGUAGAAAUCACCAUGGAGAAAAACAGCAAAGGUUCCUGAGGGCUGCAGGGUGGCCGGGCGAUUUCAUUGGCUGGUGGAGGGCUCACGCUGAUUGCUGAUUAUUGGUGGUGGGGGGUGACCCAUGAAAGAGAGAGUAAUAAGGGGAAAGAGAGAUGAAGUAGAGGCAGGUUUGCAUGUCUGCAUGCUCACAUAUCCAUAAUCAGCAAAGUGUUUGUGGGUUACAAGAGGAAGAAGGAAGGGUCAUAAGUAGAAGGGAAGAUGACCUUAAAGCCAAAAAAGGCACCAAUAGUAUUUAAUAAGUGGCAGCCACUAGAGAAAUCUGCAGGGGUUUCUAAACUUUUCCGACAAGCUGCAAACAUUGCAUGGUGAAAAUUCAGCAGCCGUGGCAGGAAAAUGUGUGCUCGUUCGCAGGGCUGUAAACCACAAUCCCCAUCCUGCUGCUGGGAUGGAAGAUGAAGCCACCGUCGGACUUUUAUUAGAAUAAACAGAAACUGAAGUUGCCGCUUCCUGGUUCGUAAGCGUCUUAAAAGAUGGGACUUCUGUGAUGGCUACACACCUUUCUCCUCCCAUCACAUCAGGGGGGGGAAACCUACUGAUGUACUGCUCUCUGUGGGUUCAAAUAUUUGUGUAUGCAUCACUUUUCUGUUUUGACAGCAAAUAGAAAGCGAAACAUAGAUGCGUACUUGAAGGUUUCAGCUCACAGAGAGCAGUGCAGCAGCAGGUCUCUGAUUUGUUGUGGAUUUAUCCUUAAUUGACAGACAGGAGCAUCACCCAACCUCACCGAUUCACUGUGUGCUUUGUGCUUUAACAGGAAAGCCUUUUAUGAAUUGGUCUCUUCAGUAGGUGCUGAUCAAAGUUUUGGAGGAAACGUUUCACUAAGCCUUUUGUUGUGGCUACCAUUCAAGUUUCUCUAGUUUGUUUUAACUCAAACGAAUGGGCUCCUCAAACUAUAAAUAGCAUUUUGACAGGAAAUUCUCAUCACAAAAGAAAUGCGGCUGAAAGCUUUGGAAACAUCAAGUAAGUGAACCUUGUGAUGAGCUAUUUUUUGGUCAAACUGCCAUUUCCAAAGAAUGGACCCUCGAUCUCAAAAUGAAAUUGGCACGUUAGUUUUUAUCUCCGAGCUGUCGCAUCUAGCAAUUCACAAUGUUCCCAUAUUCUCUGAAUCAGAUUGCCAACAUGUAAAUGUUUCCCCAAAACUUUUGGUCCAGCUCCUCAUGAGAGAAAAUCAGUUAAUUUCAAACUCCGACUGUCAGGGUUUGUCACCUUUUGUAAGGGCCAGUUGUGCUGCCACUAACAAUGUCAGUGCUGCACUCAUCUCUGUCAUCAUCAUCUGUGCUCUGUUGGUGACGUCUGCCUGCCCGCCUGAGCCACUCUGCUCCUCAUGCCUGCCUUCACCCUCAUACAGCCGCAUGUCCUUAGCGUGUCCUGAACAUGAUCAGACGUUUCAUCUAUGACAUUAACUGCAACUUUACAAGUGUGUGUGUGUGUGUGUGUGUGUGUGUGUGUGUGUGUGUGUGUGUGUGUGUGUGUGUGAUACUUUGGCUGAGUUGUGUGUUGAAUGCUGCAUUAUCCUGAUGUUUCAAUGGAAGUCCAGCAUGAUUUAUUUUUGUGCAUUUAAUGUUACUCAGUCACGUUAGGCAGAUAGCAGGACUAUCAGGGGAAUACAGGACCUCUCUACCACUCUUUCUUUUCCCGCCUUUCCUCUCCUUUUCUUCCUGGGUUGUAAUACCACCAGUAGACCAGCAGAGGGGAGCCUGACCACAGAUCAGCUUGAGACGGACUGGGCCGCUUUUUAAUAACACCAAACACGGAGGAGCUCUAGUGUCUUUGCAGUCAGACUCUGCCUUAAAACUUCACCUCGUUUUACUGUGGCGGGAUUAUUCUGGAUGUGUCUGCUCAUCCGCCUGACUACAUCUCCCAUCAGCCACCUGGGCUCAGCCUCGCCUCCUUGAGGACUCUCAACUGCAUCUCCAUAAACCACAAAUUUUUUCCAUUUUAAUCAGUUGUAUUUGUGAAUGUGACGACACGCGCACGCAUGUAUCAAUGACAUGUACACACGGCUAUGGAAGGCCAAGCGGGCCAAAAACAUGUGUCGAAUUUUGGCGUGUUUGGCUCUCCAUACUUAUUAAUAUGUAAAUGUGUCUACAUGUGCCUGUGUUACAUGUGUGAUGUUAGUUUUUACCAUUGAAUGAUUUGUACAUAUUAACAUCUUUAAUGUCAUGCUGAAUGUGUUUCCAUAGUGAUUGUUUUUAGGUUUGUUCGAUUGACACUCUUCAUGAGAGACAAGGUUUGAAUUGAACUGAUGCACUUUGCCCGGAAGUACUACAGCAUUUGAAUCCGAUUUAAAUGAACGAAUGAAUGAAGGUCUGUGUUGUCUGCUGAGAGGGGCGUGAACUUUAUGAAUGACCACUGUGUAGCAGCGAGAAACAAAAACGGCUCAAGUAAUUUCCUCUUCCCGAUGUUUUGUAUACUCGUUGUAACUCUUGACGAGCAAUGACAAACUUUUUUUUUUGCAUGAUUUUCUAGAUUCUUUAAAUUCAUUGGUCUCUGGUGAUUACUUUUGAACCAUUCACUGUAUCUCUUCGAUAGACUAACACAACUACACAUCUGAAGUAAAGUUUGACUUCCUGUCGACGCUAUUUAAGACAUAAAUGCCACUAAUGAUUCGGCAGGAGGCUCAGUUGUGAUCUGUGUUUCUUGAUGAAGCUGUGAAAUGUACAGUGUGAUGCUGUUGGUGUUGUUACUUGAACUUCAGUCACGCUUCUCCACAUCUCUGGUCUGCGACCAUAUUGCAUCGGAAAAAAUAGUUUAACAUUGAGAGAAAUUUGCUUUCCACAACUUGUUUUUACACUUUGUAUGGAUUAAACAAACGGGACAGGGACUUUGUUACCGUUGAAGAGCCAGGCUAGCUGUUUCCCUCUGCUCCUAAGCUUUAUGCUAAGCUAAGCUAACAGGCUGCUAGCUGUAGCUUCAGAUGUACUGUACACACAUGAGAGUGGUGUCGAUCUUCUCAUCUAACUCUCAGCAAGAAAGUGAAAAAGAUUAUUUCCCUAAAUGUCCAACUAUGUCUAAGUAUUCCCUCUGUACUGAUUCAUUUAGCUUGAGGAUGCGAUAUAGCACAAAUGAAAGGAAAAGGUUUCUGCAGUAUGUCGGUUUUUGCUUUUUAUGAUGAUAACUUGUAAACGCGUACAUAGAUCCGUCAGUGCUUUUUGUUUUGUGUACACAUCUGAUGUCAGGUUUAUCUACAGCUGCUAACUUGCUUGCUGUUCCUUAAAUUGAGCUGAAACUAAAUGUUUUUGGCCUUUUUGUUUUUUUAAACUGAACGAUGAUAUAUGAUGUGUGCAGUCAAGUGUUGCAUAUUAGAUUCUUUUUCUCAAGUGCUAAUACAGUCAUAUCGUUGAAUCCCACUUCUCUUUUAAAGCAUUUAGGCCUGCAACUAAUUGUUUUUCAUUAUUGAUUUACUCUUUGCGAUUGUUUAGUCUGUAAAUGUAAAAUAAAAAGGUGAAUAAUGCCUAUCGACAGUUUUAACAGCCGACGGCGACGUCUUCCAAUGUUGGUUUUGUUCAACAAACAGUCCAAACCCCAAAGAUAUUCAAUCAACAAUAAUAUAAAAAAGAGAAAGGCAGCAUGUUUGAGAUCAUUUUCAAAUCGCACCGAUUUCAGCACUAAAACCAGUACCUUGCUUGUAAUUGUAAAUGUGCUCUUAGACAUAUAAGAUUUAUUCGUAGUAGAGAUGAUAAACAGAAGAUCAUUCAACUGUUUCCUGCUGAAUCAGUGCUGAUGUUGCUGUGAGGAUCUUACAGACGGUACACUCCAAGUGUUUCAUGUUCUUCCCAAAUGUCCUUUAGGUCUGGAGUGUACUGUCCCUUUAAUCAAAGGAUACAUGAUGUCAGUAGUAACGCAGCAGCUUUGAAAUGAGCAAACCUUUUUUUUUUUUUACCAUGAAUAUACAUAUAAAAAUUGUGAGCUGAGUAUUAUAACAGCCACUGUGCUGUAAUUCUGAAUAUUAUGCAAACAUACAUUACAAAGCAGCUUUGACAUGUUAAAUAUGAUAACGUUUUUGUACAAAUGGGUCUUUACUGAAACCUUCGAUGCUACUGCAAACCGGGGUCACGCUAACCACCCGGAAGAAAAAAACAGACAUCUUCUACAUUCCUCUUGUUUUUAAACUCCAUGUUUGUCCUUUGGAAACUUUGUACACAUACUCUCAGCUUUUUAACUGAAAACCCUUUUUAUCAGCAUUAACAUCCAAUCACACUCAUUAAAAAAAGGCAACUGGUACAAGGUGAUUUUGAAGGAUAUUAACAUCCAUGUAAAUGUGUGUUUUUACCAUGAUGCAUAUGUUGUAAUAACCAAUGGCAGUACUUCUCUUUCCAUAUUGUUGUGCACAUCUUUUUACUUUGAAUGUUGUCAGACACUUUGUGAACAAAAUUGCUUUUGUUUUUCUUCUUCCAAGAUAAUGUUCUAAUAAAAAUAAACAGCAAUGAAAAGUG